ACAGGAAGUGAGCAAAAAACAAACUACAUUUUAAUCUUGCGUUCAGCAGAAACACAAAAAUAAAUCCUCAGCAAACUCAUCAUAUUCUGGCCAUUUUUUGAGAUUAUAGACCUUAGAUUUACGAUAUGGAGUUAAAACAAAUGACUGUCAUAAGGGCGUUUUGUAUUUUAAGAGUAGUCAUGGAUUCGACUGUGUAACUGAGCGGGUUUUUUUUUUUUUUUUUUUAUACCAGCUAGUACGUAACAAGACAAAGGCUGUAGCUACGAUUAUGUUGUCGAUUUAGAAAACGUUUCAGGCUUAAUGCUACUUAUAUUCUCCUUGUAGUACGAAUGAAAAUAGUUCGUAUGGAAAGACGCAUUGUGAAAUUAUACCAAUUAGCCAUCACUGACCUCUCAAAUCCAACAAUCCAAGACUGCGCUUUCAAGAGUUCAAUUACUUACACUUAACAUAGACACGAGUUUCAAUCGAUGAGUUGUAGGACCAGUUCGACUCGAACAGACACUGAAGGAGACGUGUUCCCGGUCUGCCACCGGGGGCGGGUCAGGUAUCUGCGAGUUUAAAAGGUUGUGCGUUCCUGUAGUGUUGAAAGUUUUACGCCAUGUGCAAGGAGAAUAAACACGUCUUAUAUGUGAUUUUUUUUAAAAUUCUGGAUAUUACUUUUUUAACGUGUUCAUUACCUUCACUUUGGACCACCGUGGCUUUUACUUAGAUGAAGAAAAACUAUAAGAACUUCUUUUCAAGUCUCACUCUCACUUCACCCAACUUAGUAGGAUCCAGACGACCAAUCGGUAUAUAUCCUUGGACUUUAAAUAGCUUUUCCAGAGUUUAUUGCUGUCGUUUUUGUCACCAUGGAGAGAUGCAAAGGAUACUCCCAGUUGUACGAGCACGCACACCCGUUUGUUCACGAAGUGAAACAAUCUACAGCGCUGAAAAUUCGGGGUGUCCUCCUGGGCUUGGUCUUGUUCCCCAUUCGCAUCACUCUCACCAUCCUCUUCUUCCUGCUGAUGUGGCCAAUAGCCCGGCUCCGAUUGGCUGGGCUCUCGGACACCGACCGAGCGCGGCCCGUGGAUGGAUGGCGACGGUGGCUGUUCCAUCCCAUUAUGCUCUUCCUGAGCCGAGCCGUGUUCUUCUCUAUGGGUUUCUUGUGGAUAAAGGUCAAAGGUCGUCAGGCAGGGCAAAAUGAGGCAGCAGUGUUGGCUGUAGCACCGCACAGUGGUUUCUUGGACAUGCUGGUGCUAUGUGUUGCGGGUCUGCCUACAGUGGUAUCACGCUCGGAGAACACCAAGCUACCAGUUAUAGGAGCUCUGCUGGAGUUUAACCAGUCGGUACUGGUGAGCAGGAAAGAUCCUGAGUCUAGGAGAAAGUGUGUGUCUCAGAUCAAAGAGAGACUCACUUCCAACGGUUACUGGCCUCAGAUGCUUAUGUUCCCAGAGGGGACCACCACUAAUGGUCAAGCUCUGAUCAAGUUUAAACCUGGUGCUUUCUUGGCUGGAGUUCCAGUUCAGCCAGUGUUGCUUCGUUAUCCUAACAGAGUGGACACCGUCCGCUGGACCUGGAAAGGCAUCUCAUGGCUUCAGUGUCUAUGGUACACUGCCUCUCAACUCUACAGCAAUGUUACUGUGGAGUUCCUGCCUGUCUACAUGCCUUCCUUGGAAGAAAAGGUUAACCCCGACCUAUAUGCAGACAAUGUGCAGAAACUCAUGGCUAAAACCCUGGGAGUACCAGCCACAAGCUAUGUUAUGGAGGGUUCUUUCCCAGUCACAAAGUUAGGUGGUCUGUCGCUUCCUCUGGAACCCCCUGCUGGGGAAACGCUCAAAAUGCUCAGGUGUCAAGGUUUUAGCACUGUUCAAAUCAAGGCGGUGAUAAACACUAUGAUUGACUACUGUCAUUCAGGACAAAGUAUCACCAUAACUGUUGAUCACUUAACCUCCCUGCUGGGACUGACAGACAAGCACACUGCAGUGAAAAUCUGUUCCCUCUACUCCAAGAAUGACAUGUUGGAUCUGAGACAGUUUUGUUUGAGUGUGUGUGUUGCGGCCAGACUCAGGGAUCCAGUGUCUCUCCUUCACACUACAUUCACGCUGUAUGAUAGUGAUGGCGAUGGUUUGCUAAGUGCAGCAGACCUCUCUAACCUGAUGGGGGCACUGGUGGGUAUACCUCAGUACAAUGUUGGUGAAAUCUACUCUGAGCUGACCUCUAAGGGGCAGGGCACGGAAGCUGCAUUGUAUGAUUUGCUGACAACUCACCCUACCUUUAAGAUGAUCCUCAAUGAGUACUUCCAGUGUGGAUGCGUGGAACCAGUCAUGGCUGAUGGAAAUCACAAUGGCAUUCAAAAUGGAAAGACCAUUCACAACAAUGGCAUUUCUAAUGGAAACGGAGUGACGCAUACGAAGUUUCACUGAAGACUAGAAGCUAAUAUCAAACUUUUUAGGAUUAUGUGACUGGUGGGUGACUACUGCUAUAGGAUGACAAACAUAUAUGAACUAUACAGAAUAUUCAUGUAGCCACUUAAAGUGUUUCAUGUUGGGGUGUGGUUGUAUGUGUUGUAAAGUACACUGCAUGAAGGGUAUAAAGUUUACAGGUCUGUGUGAUGGUGUCUUACUUGCUUCAGUUCCUCUGUUUUCUUCAUAAUGCACCACUAUAACAAUGUUUUUCUGUCAUGAAUGUUAGUCCCUUGG
Molecule: messenger RNA, 2678 nt
Organism: Electrophorus electricus (electric eel)
Lineage: Eukaryota; Metazoa; Chordata; Actinopteri; Gymnotiformes; Gymnotidae
Gene: lpcat4
Product: lysophosphatidylcholine acyltransferase 4
Biological process (GO): phosphatidylcholine acyl-chain remodeling
Cellular component (GO): endoplasmic reticulum
Molecular function (GO): calcium ion binding; 1-acylglycerophosphocholine O-acyltransferase activity; lysophosphatidic acid acyltransferase activity
Source: RefSeq, a predicted model, not a curated record